Drosophila teissieri is the source of this 396-nucleotide messenger RNA. RefSeq names its product splicing factor 3B subunit 5 (gene Sf3b5). Gene Ontology annotation, biological process: mRNA splicing, via spliceosome. The transcript has a single exon. Gene Ontology annotation, cellular component: precatalytic spliceosome; U2 snRNP. The record is from RefSeq and is a predicted model, not a curated record. NCBI's taxonomy places the organism in Eukaryota, Metazoa, Arthropoda, Insecta, Diptera, Drosophilidae. Bases 97 to 354 code for a protein of 85 amino acids.
CCUACUCACAUUCUGGGCACACUGAGCCACAAAUAACAAAAUAUCGCACUUCACUUGUACUAUUUUUUCGGCUAAUACUAAAAUAACGUAAGGAAAAUGGGUGAACGCUACAACAUCCACAGCCAGCUGGAGCAUCUGCAGAGCAAGUACAUUGGAACAGGUCACGCGGAUACCACCAAGUUCGAGUGGCUAACGAAUCAACAUCGCGACUCCUUGGCCAGCUACAUGGGUCACUACGAUAUUCUUAACUACUUUGCCAUAGCGGAAAAUGAAUCGAAGGCACGAGUGCGCUUCAAUCUGAUGGAGCGAAUGCUGCAGCCAUGUGGACCGCCACCAGAAAAGCUAGAGGAUUAAAAUAAACAAUUUUUAUAAUAAAGAAAAUAAUUGAAAAGAAAA